AGCUAAGGCGUCGACUGAAUGUUCGUGCAUCUUGUACUCCUAAAAAGAAAAUCCGAUUCCUUUUUCGCGAUGUUGUUAGUCGAGGAGUUGGAGCUAAGUAAGAAACAACGCGUGCGAGGCGACUGACAAUCGAGAGGACCUUCAGCACUAAGCAAUCAUCCAGAUUCCAUCCGCAGAAAAGAAGAAGAAAUUUUCGACACAGGAUCGUCGGAUGUUGGGCCCCUUUCUCAAAGAGAUCUACAGUACAUAGAUAUGGGGGCCCUUUGGACUCGCGGGGGAGUUGAGAGCUUCUUGGGCCGUGCUUCGAUGGGCCUUAAAAAGGGACUAAGCAAGCAGUAGGCAGCAAGCACUAAGCACGCACGACGGCGUUCAUAAUCGUCUGGACGUGCAGACGAGUGCCAUGCCAGAUCGCCAGCACACGCACCCACCCAAAUUCCCAAAUCCCAAACAGACAUGCACACCACUUCUGUUCUCUGCCCCUUCAUCCUAGUCUUCUUCUUCGACCCCUCACGCCUGCUCAAGUCCAUGCCCAUGUACUUCAACAAAGGGCUAGCUCCCCGCAAAAAACAAAAAAAACAAAGGGCUAGCUAGCAAGCUUAGCCUCGCUGCAGGUCAGGUUCAAGGUCGCUGCUUCUUUCUGUUUCUGGCAUAACUCAGCAAUGCUCGCAUUCAAGCCCAGCAGGGCUAGCCAGUCUGAGGCCCCCAACCACAGGGAACCACCAAACACAAACUCAAGCUCCAACUCAAAUUCUAGUUCCAACUACAGCAGGGCUCAUGCUUUAGCGCCUAGAGUCAGCAGGCUAGUUAAACCUGCAGCUACAGGAUCAAGCAAGCAAUCAGCAGAGCCCAGGGCUCCUUCGCCGCUCCACAAUGCCGCCCGCACCGCCGCCCCGGUGUCCAUCGACGCCACACCAAAGCCUUCGCCGAUAGAACGCCGGUCGUUCAAGGCCUCGCCGCACCGGACCACCACCGUCGCCGACAAGCAGCCAAGGAUGCUGAAGGCGUCAGAGCUGCAGGCGCAGCUGAACAUUGUACAGGAAGACCUCCGGAGCGCCAGAGAGCACCUGGCCUCCAUCGACAGGGACAGAGCUCAGGUCCACGGCGACCUUGCGCUCACCAAGAGCCUUGCCGAUGAGGCCUACCGCAAGCUUGAGGACUCCCUCGCUGCGCAGAGGCGAGCUGAGGAGGCGUUGGAGCUCGAGCGGUUCAAGUCUGUUGAGCGGGAGCAGGCGGCCAUCGAGCUAGCCUGGAGGAAGGAGGACGAGUGGCUGCGGAAGCACGGCGAUGCCACGAAGCGCCAAGCUCAAGACGCUGCUUCCCUCGCUAAAAUCGCCAAGGAGCUCGAGAAUGCCAAGGGUGAGUUGGCCGUGACGUUGCAGGCCAAGAACUCGGCCAUCGGCCGUGCUGACGAGGCCGAGAAGAUCGCUGAGGCUAGCGCGAAGAAGAUGGAAACCCUGAUGGAGGAGGUCACCCGGCUCAAAUCAGAGAUGGACAGCAGAGGAGAAGCUGCUGCUGAGAUCAUCAGCAAGCUUCGGUCUGAAGCGUCAGAGCUCCGAGCUGAGCUCCAGAGAGCAAUGGUGUUUGAGGAGAAACUGGCCAGAGCAGAGGAGGUGGUCGAGGGGCUCAACGUCGACAUCGCAUACUCCAAGAGGGCAGAAAUGGACUCGGAUCAAUCAGCUCAAAGGUGGAAGGCGAAGGUGGCAGCGCUGGAGGCUCGCCUGACGGAGAUCACCUCAUUGAACAAAUCAAAAGAGGAGGCACUCGUCUCCCUCACAAAGAGCUUCGAUGACACCCAUGCCCAACUCGUACAGCUCAGGGAAAAGAUGGCAUUGUCGGAAAGGGAAGCAGGCCAGUACAAGGAAGGAUUCCUUGAGACAAAUAGCCGCCUUGAAGUCGCAAAGAAGGAGGCUUCUGGACUGCAGGCUGUCAUUGACAGCCUGAGGUCUGAACACGAGCUUCUGAAUGAGGCACACAGGCAGGUCAUCAACAACGAGAAGGCGGCGAGCGUGCAGUUCAGCAUGCUCGCCGGCGACAAGGCGAGGCUUCAGCUAGAGCUUGAUGGCGCAAGGGAGGAGAAGGACAAGGCCAAGAAGGCCGUCGAGGAUCUAGCAGCAGCUCUACGUCAGGUGUCUUCAGAAGCUAGGGAAGCUAAGGAGAGGGUCCUGGCGAAACAGAGCGAACUGGAACACGUGCAGCUUCAGAUGUCUGAACUGAAGAAGAUGAUGAAGGAUGCGGAAGAUAAGUACCAGUUGGUGCAUGAUGAAUCCAACUGCCUGAAGAAAAUAGUUCAGAGGAUGGAAUCAGAGGCCAAGAUUUUCCAGGAUGAUCAUACGUCGAAGGAGGCUGGGUUUGCCGAAAUGCUGAGGAGGUCGGAGGAGGAAGCAAGCUCUGCCAGGUCAGAGAUGAACAAGCUGAUGGGGUCGCUUGCAGCUGCAGAGAAGCAAGUGGAGGAACUCAAUGCAGAGAGAACCAAGCACAUCCAUGAAAUGAAAGGAAUUGAUCAGAACACCAUGGAUGCAAGCUCAAGUGCACAACAGCCAGUGGUGGUGGACGAGAACUCGCGCCUCAAGGAUCUGCUGUCCAGCAAGGAGAAGGAGGUGCUCGCGUUGGAUAAUCAAGUAACUGAACUGCGUCUUAGAGAGAUGGCUGCGCUGGCGAAAGCCGAGGAGCUCUCCAAGUCACUGGCAGAGGCGACAGCGAGGAAAGCCGGGGAGGAAGAGGCAGCGAGGGGUGCCCAGAAGUCCAAGGCACUGCUCGCCAAGGAUGCCAAGGACGACAUGGCACAGCUGCAGAAUAAGCUGAGGCUGGUCGAGUCCAAGAUCACCGAGGCUAACCUGUCGGCAGAGGAAGAGAAGAUUGGCAGCCUGAGGUUGAAGGAGACACUGGCAGAGAAGGAAGAGGAGCUCCUCAGCAUUGCACGGGAGAACGAAGGACUCCGGACGAAGGAAGCGGCUGCACGAGCCAAGGCCGAUGACCUGGCUGCACUGCUCAUUGAGGCCACCGCCAUGAAAGGAGGAGAUCAGCCAGCUACUCGGAGCACCGAGAAGCAGCCAAAUGUAUUCAUGAAGAUGAUGUGCCCCCCAAUGGACAACGUCGUGCGAGGCGAUCACGAAGCUCGGAAGAACAGCGACAGGGCCGUCCAGGUGCUCGAGGAGAUCAAGCACGUGGAAAUGGAGACAGUCAAGCAGGUGAAGCAUGAAAGAGAUGAAGAUGUGUCAGUGGAGGCCAACUCUUUGGAGAACAGCAAGAUCAUAGAAGAUGACCUGUCCAAAGAGAUGAGGGCCGAUGGUGUUGACGAGAUCGAGUCCAGCGACGACGGCGAUGACAUCGAGUCACAGGGAGAAGAGGGAGCCGCAGAUCAAAUGGAUGGGCUUCUGAUGCAUGGACCAUCGUCAUCUUUCAAGAAGGAGCAGCACAUCCAGAAGAAGAAGAAGAAGGCAUUGCUGAAGAAAUUCGGAAGCAUGCUGAGGAAGAAAGCUCACUUCACCAAGUUGAGAAAUCACUCCUAGGCUCCUAAUCCAAGUCCUAUGGUGACUACUUAAAAAAACUCCAUUCUUUUCCUUUUGAUUAUUGAUUGUCAACUACAGUACCAUGGUAGUAGCAAGUGCAGGUGUGAACCAUAAAAAGGAGACAUGGCAUGGGCAGCUGUGUCCACUAUGCAGAGAUAGAGAGAAGAAGCAACAUGCAUUGUAUCCCUGUCAUUUAGUUACUCUUUCUGGAUUUUUGUACCUUGACAGCGCAUUCAGAAUUCAGCAACCAUUCUUUAAGAUGCUAA
Molecule: messenger RNA, 3775 nt
Organism: Brachypodium distachyon (stiff brome)
Lineage: Eukaryota; Viridiplantae; Streptophyta; Magnoliopsida; Poales; Poaceae
Product: putative WEB family protein At1g65010, chloroplastic
Exons: 3
Coding region: 660-3509 (949 amino acids)
Biological process (GO): reciprocal meiotic recombination
Source: RefSeq, a predicted model, not a curated record